CAAAGCUUCCCUAAGCAUUGCGGUGCAUCUCUCCUCUCCCAGACCUGAGAACGAGGUGCAUUGGCAAUUGCUCAGCAAUUUCCUUGCCAGCCUUCUUUCCCUCUUCUCUUCUUCUUCGUCCUCCUCCUCCUCCUCUUCUUCCUCCUCCUUGUCCUUUUGCAGAGAUGCAGCCGGAGUCACAGAAGAUGCAAGCCUUCAUCUCUCCCUCCUGCAAUUUCUAAAGGAGAAAGGGAAGGAGAAUCAAGGAGAAAGGAGGGGGGCAUUGCAGACUCUGCAACUCUACAGGAAAGAAGGGGUGCCAGUUCUGGAGGGAGGGAGGCUCAGUCUCUUGCAGGCAAUCCAGCCUUCCCCCCUCCCCAAUCCCUGCAGGCAUCCAGCUCCCACUAUCUUCUUCUGACCAGGUGUAGAUGCUCAUGCAGCCAAGAAGGGAGAGGCUAGUGGUUAGAGCUGAAGCUGGAUGGAUGGGUAUGGGGAAAGGGGCAAGAACCAAAGCCCUGGGACUGAUCCAAACCUUCUUUGUCUCUCUCUGCGUCUUCCCAACAGUGACGUCUCCCUGCAGAAUCAUGAAGUGCAACUCUGAAUUCCUGGCCGCCACGUCUGGGCCCCACAACCUGGGUGCGGAGGAGGCCCCCGAAUUCUGCACCGCCCUGCGCGCCUACGCCCACUGCACCCACCACACUGCCCGCACCUGCCGGGGGGACUUGUUUUACCACUCCGCUGUCCACGGCAUUGACGAUCUCAUGGCCCAACACAACUGCUCCAAAGACGGGCCCACCUCGCCACCCCGCCUCCGCCCCCCACCAAGAGGAGACAGCCAGGAGCGUUCGGACAGCCCCGAAAUCUGCCAUUACGAGAGGAGCUUCCAUAAACACUCCCCGCCUCCCAACUACACUCACUGCGGGCUCUUUGGGGACCCCCACCUCAGGACUUUUUCGGACAGUUUCCAGACAUGCAAAGUCCAGGGGGCUUGGCCCCUCAUAGACAAUAACUACCUGAACGUCCAGGUGACAAACACACCUGUCCUGCCUGGUUCCAUGGCAACAGCCACCAGCAAGCUCACCAUCAUCUUCAAGAGCUUCCAGGAAUGCGUGGACCAGAAGGUCUACCAAGCUGAGAUGGAUGAACUCCCCGCUGCCUUCGCUGACGGCUCCAAAAACGGCGGCGACAAGCACGGUGCCAACAGCUUGAAAAUCAUUGAGAAAGUCUCUGGCCAGCACAUCGAGAUCCAGGCCAAGUACAUUGGCACCACCAUUGUGGUCAGGCAGGUGGGCCGCUACCUGACCUUCGCUGUGCGGAUGCCCGAGGAGGUGGUGAAAGCUGUGGAAGAUGGAGACAACCAGGGCCUUUACCUCUGCCUCCGGGGAUGCCCGCUCAACCAGCAGAUAGACUUCCAGGCCUUCCGCUCCACCACCCAGACCACGGAAAACCGGGCUCGCCGAAAAGGCCCCAGCCUUCCCUCUUCGCCAGAGGCUUUCACCUAUGAGACAGCUGGCAAGUGCCGAGAGAAGCUCCCAGUGGAGGACUUGUACUUCCAAUCCUGCGUGACCUUUUGAGACGGGCGCGUCAACUUUACCCUGGCUGCUUACUAUGCUUUCGAAGACGUCAAGAUGCUUCACUCCAACAAGGACAAGUUGCACCUGUACGAAAGGACACGAGCUUUGGAACCGGGCAAUAUGGCCUCCUCAAAACAUUCCCUGCCCCUCCUCUUCUUUUGCUUCCACUGCUGGUCUUGA
Molecule: messenger RNA, 1733 nt
Organism: Sceloporus undulatus (fence lizard)
Lineage: Eukaryota; Metazoa; Chordata; Lepidosauria; Squamata; Phrynosomatidae
Gene: RGMA
Product: repulsive guidance molecule BMP co-receptor a
Biological process (GO): BMP signaling pathway
Cellular component (GO): plasma membrane
Molecular function (GO): coreceptor activity
Source: RefSeq, a predicted model, not a curated record